Vitrella brassicaformis is the source of this 2069-nucleotide messenger RNA. Lineage: Eukaryota; Vitrellaceae. The record is from the annotation of a GenBank genome assembly.
UCAUGGUAGAAGCACUCUCGCACUCUCUUGCCGGCGCUUCGGAUCUGCAUUGUCCGUCGGUCCACCUGUAAGGUCCGCACAAACCCGAUACACACUCAACACACAGUGGCGCCGCACCAUCGAAUGUACCCGCGGAUGGGCCAUCAUUCUGUAUCUUGGGGCACCAGGGAGGAAAGAUGGUGUCAGACGAUCCAAUAAUGGUCCCCCGCACAUUGAGUGCCUCCACGCGAAAGUAGACACACGAACCUAGAGACACAGGAGUGCACGUGUCGCGUCAGCUUCUCUUAGAACGGUGUCUGCAUACCUGUUGGAUUGAAUUUUCCGGUAAGCGCGGUACUAUGCUCGAACCUGGUCUUGUUGACUACCUCCACAGCGUAGGUCUUCUGGAGACCCCAGCCCCCCAAAACACGCCACUUGGCCACUUUGGUUGCGCCGUUCCAGCUGCAAGUAUCCGCAAGGUGAGGGACGUCAGUGUCAUGUGCUCGUUCGUUCGCACACAUGCACCUGCAUACCUGUAGUGGAGCGUCGCGGGUUCUGCAUUUGUGUCGAGUAGGAGGGUCGGCUUUGUCGAGUUGUCGAUCCCUUCAAAGGGGAGCCGAGCGGCGCGGUAGCCCAUACCUUUUUUGAACCGCAUCCGCAGCAGCUCCUCUCCGUCAGGGGAGAUCUCCGAGUAGAAGGGCUGAGCGCCGCCAGGGUCUCCCUCGAUCCCUCCUACAUGUCACAAUGAAUUGACCACAUAUGCAUGCCAUUCAAAGAUGUGGACAGAGCACAAAAUCCAUGGUAGCUGUCGCUCACCCCAGCUGACACCAUGGUUGCCAUUCGCAAGACGCUGCGCAGGGAGAACGACAAGAACGGAAUACGCAAACAGCUGGUCGGAGGCGCUGGUGUUUACCUGAUGACUUCCCAUGGCCGCACCCCAGAUCCCUGAUCAGUUACACACACGAGCAGCCGUGUACUUAGUGUCAUCUGUCUCCUUUUGCUCCGUGUGAGAGCGGACGCCAUUGGGGCUAGCCUACCCGGCGAGUACUGCCAGACGAGGGUGGCAAUCUUCUUGUCUUCGUCCAGCCUAUACUCCACGGCUCUUGAUCUCGGGGGGUCACGCUCAUUCCCAUUGUCAUAUAGCGUCAGGUGGCCGUCUGGGUGCAGUACCGCAUCGUGUUGGAAGCUGAAGCCGUUGAAAGGGUCGUUGACAAACCGGAACUGGUUGGCUUUGCCGCCCAUCUUCCAGAUGACGUAUCCAGUCUCACGGUCGAUCUUGAUGACCUGAGACAGGUACCGCAGGCUGAGCAGCACGUGUCCGUCGGGCGUCCAUGCCACUGCGUUGGCGUGCAGGUGGUCAAGUCUCGAAGAGUCGAACUUGAACCGAUAGUCGUCAGCUGUUAAGGUCUCCUCAAAUUGAUUCGGGAGAUGGUGCUGCGAGACAUUCAGAGACGUGGCACCGCAAACAUGCCAAUCAGAUAGAAGAUUUCCUUGUUUGCGCACAUACCCAUGAGGACCACUGCCAGACGAGGCGAUUGUCGGCGUCGAGCUCUUGCACGACGCAUCCAAUGGCGACUCCACUUGCAUUCCCCGGCAAGGAAGAGAUGUUCUGUUUGCUCAGGUCCCUCAAGUCUUUCGCUAUCAGCAGCACGUGGCCAUCCUCGCGGAUUUUCAUGUCGUGAUGGUCGGGGUCGUAGCCAUUUGCUGGCACGAUGGUGCGCACACGCUUGAAGGAGUUAUUUAGCACGUGCCACCUGCAGGAGAGAUGAGCCUAAUGUGAGGUGAGUCCAUGAUAACAAUCAGUGGAAUGCUCUUCGUUCACCCACGGUCCUCCGGUAUCAUCUCGAUGUAGGACAGCUGAUUGUUGCCUUGCAGCUUGAAGUCCCGCAAUUGGAAGCGCGGGCCCGUGGUGCCGCCGGUGGUCCACGGGAAGCGAUGAUACCACACCGGCCCUCCUGCCCUCCAAGGAGUGAAACACAGUCAGAAGCAGUCUAGUACAAUCAGAAGCAACGCUGGGAGUGUCGAGGAUUUUCACCUGUGUUGUCCAAGAUUAGCAGGUACUGAUGGGUAGUGAUGUUGCCGGAUCGCAU